AAUGGCGGAGGAGCAUAUCCAACAUGAGACGGUAUCGUAAACUCCAUCGCUUGCUCCGAAAUUUCGACCAUGUUAAAGUGAAAGUGCGCCCUCACUUAAAAAAUAAAGAAUGCUAUGAAGUUACUCAACACAGGAAAGAAGUAGCCUUUGUGGUGGAGGGAUUACGAGUUAUUUCAAGCUCUAACAAGUUCAAUGUGGAGAACACCUUCACGAACGACGUUUCUUUGAAAGAAUUUCGGGAUCGCUUCGAAAAAGCUAAAAUUCCAGUGGUGGUAAGUGAACGUCAUGAUAAUCUUACUUUGGUGCGACUGUGCAGCUUCUUCAAGCUAUUUAAAGAUAGAUACUUUGAGUGUGGGGAAGAUAGCGAUGGUUAUUCAAUCGAGAUCAAAUUGAAAGAUUUUUUGAUCUACACGAGACGAUGCAAAGACCGAUUUCCGUUAUACAUUUUUGAUGCUUGGAUACCCCACUGGAAAGGUGCAGCAAGGAAACAAACUGUAGUCAAAAAGUUGUUUCAGACACCCAGGUUUUUCAAACAGGAUUAUUUGGCGUGCCUGAGGAAAGAAGAACGCCCGCCGUGGAAGUGGUUGUUGAUUGGUCCGAAGUAUUCUGGAACGGCAGUUCAUGUUGACCCCCUUGGGACGAGUGCGUGGAACAGACUGUUGUUUGGAGAAAAACUUUGGCUUCUUUUUCCACCAGAAACACCAGCUGAAAUGCUUAAAUGGAAUCAAAAUGAUUCAUGCUGGGAAGAGGCUAGUGAUUGGUUCAUAAAUAUCUACCCCAAAACACAGUGUAACUCCUGGCCCCAGGAAUACAAACCAUUGGUUACAUUUCAGUAUCCUGGUGAUGUUAUUUAUGUCCCUGCUGGAUGGUGGCAUGUUGUGCUUAAUUUAAAAACUAGCAUAGCAGUGACCCAGAAUUUUGUUAGUAAGGAAAAUUUUACCUUGGCAUGGGAACUGACCUCCAAGGAAAAGCCAGAUCUGGCAUUAAUUUGGUCUAAAGCUCUUAUGAAGAAUACCAAUGCAGGCAUUAAACCAUUUCAAUUGAGUUCUGAUUUGAUUCAAUUGUAGUUAAUGUCAUAUUACAGGAAAAGUUGUUUUGACAUGUUUGGGAGUGUACUGCUCUUGAGACGUUUUUUUGUUUUUCACAUUUAUGGAAUCUGAUAGUCCCUUAAGCUUGUUAUUUCCCUCCAAAUCCUAUUUUGCUGAAAUGUACUUGCUGCAAGGUUACUCAAAAUGGAGUGAGGACUAUUAUCAACAGAAUUGUGAUGGUUUUUAUAUCCAUUACAUGAAUAUAAAAUUUCGUUUGAGGCCCAUGAAGUUUCUUGUGUUCAAGUCUCAUUUAUUAAUUUAUUACAUAAAUUUCUUUUUGCUUUUUUGUUUGUUGCCCCUAAACAGAUUCUUUGAUGUCAGCUUGAGAAUCUGAGUGCCCUUAAUUCUUGAAAAGUGUGACACGUACUCCCAAGGUGUGAAAGCUGACUGGUGUACAUUUAACUGGACUAAAUACCUCUUGGAAACAGACAAGAUUAAAGAUAAGUUGGAGAGUGUGUUGCAGACUAACUUCCUUACAAGCACCCAAAGCUUAAUUUUUUUUGUAAAUGAUUUGUUUCAACUAACCUGAUGCCAUUUAAGUUAAGCACUUUCUCAGAACAGGAGGAGAUAAUUAAUUUAAAACAAAAAAGAAACUUUCAAAAUGGUUUGUUCCAAUGCAGAUGAUGAAAAUAGAGAUGAAAAUAAUGCAAAAAAAACGUUGCAAACCAGUAUAAGGAAAAACCUAAUAGAGUCCUAAUUUCCAGAACAGAAGCCAAAAUUUUUCAAAAGCAAUGUCUUGUUUACCUGGUAUGACGUGCCUCACUAACAUUGUUUCAGGUUAGAAUUGUUUUAGGUUUCAUGAUGAACCUGUCUUGCCCAUCCUAGGAGCAGAGGAUAGAUCCAUAGCCUCUUACACUGUUUACGAAGAAUGCAGAGUCCAUGAUGUUCAAUAUACAUCACCCUGUUCCAAGAAAGCUUGUUCCAAGAAAACUAAAGCUGUGAUGAGUUUUCUUUUUUUUUUUAAAUUUUGUCAUGUUAGUUACCAACCAACACAAGUUACUCCAGAAAAUAAAAUAAUUCUUUGUAAUACCAGUUUACAUAUUUAGCUAAUUAAAGAAUACUUUCAAGAAGA
Pocillopora damicornis (cauliflower coral) is the source of this 2160-nucleotide messenger RNA. Its product is annotated as bifunctional arginine demethylase and lysyl-hydroxylase JMJD6. Gene Ontology annotation, cellular component: nucleus; cytoplasm. Lineage: Eukaryota; Metazoa; Cnidaria; Anthozoa; Scleractinia; Pocilloporidae. Gene Ontology annotation, molecular function: P-TEFb complex binding; histone H4R3 demethylase activity. The record is from RefSeq and is a predicted model, not a curated record.